GGUAGGCGGGCCAGUUGCGCAGCGCAGUGCGCCUCGACAAAAGAAAAUCGCGCGACGUACGCUACGGAUCCCGUUUUUUAUCGCAGGUGCCGUGCAAGAGCGAAACAAAAGAUGCCAGGGCCUGUGCGAUUUCGUUAACCGCGAUCCGAAAUCAAAAAUUACGGCACAGUCGCUUCGUGGAAGUGAUAAAACAUGACAGCGAAUACGGCGAUCUGAUUGGUCCGCGGGCGCGUACAUGAAAAAAGACGAUCGCUAUUCUUAUUGUCUACGCCAGCCAGAGCUGUCUUGACCCAACAACCGCGAAUGUGUUUGUUAAGACAUGCAGCUUUAACUUUUUUAGUGAUUCAACUACCAGAUUCUUUUUGAAUGAUUUUACAACAUGAGAUCCAAAUCUGUUGCGCGCAGAGUACAGGCCCAAGAGGGUAGCGAGGACGAGAGAGAACCCUUAAUCAACACCGAAGAAGAAUUAAACAACUCACAAACAAUGUCCAUAAUAAAACGCAGAAAACGUAGACACUCAACUGAUGAUCCACCAAUAACAUCAUCAAAAACUUUAGAAAGUUUUAACAACAAUAUCCCACACUCUGAAGAAAAUCUAAAACUAAGCAUCAAGGAUCUCUUGCAAAAAUCGUCUGUAGAGGCAUACAAAUAUUUUAAUCAGAACAAUUUAAUCACUAUUUACUCGAAGGCCAUCGAAGUCGUUUUGGCUAGUGGAGCAGUACCUCCAGAAAUUGAGUUGAGAGAGAGUGGCGUGUUUGCCAAAUCCACCAUCCUCAAAGGAACGAGGUAUGGACCGUUCCAAGGAGUAUGGGCUACAAAACCUGAAGAAGCCAUGUUUGCUUGGGAGGUUGUUGCAGACAAAGGUGUCAAAGGAUGGCUUGAUGGAACAGUAUAUGAACAAAAUUGGUUAAAACUUAUUAGAUUUAACGAGCCUAAAAUAAAUGUUCGUUAUUUCUUGCAAGGAGGAGAGUUAUGGUACGAAACAUGUUCAAAUAUAUCUCUGGGAACCGAGUUAAUUCUUGCAAAGGAGCCUUUGAAUCUUCAGGACAUGUAUGGAGAAGCCAUUUCAGCUGAAAGAGAAACAGCUUCUCAACACAGUGAAAAAGCAGAUGAACAAUUUGAUGAAGAGGAGGAUGAAUUAGAAUUAAGAUGUUAUGGAUGUGAUCAAGUUUACACUGAAAUAGACAAGCUAGAUGAGCACCUUAUCUCCAAACAUAAUCACCGCAGAGACGAAUUUAGAUGCGAGCUGUGUCCAAAGGCGUACUCGCAUAGAACUUGUUUGAUAAAACACCGUGCUGUGGAACACGGAGAAGUAAAAAAGUACCAUUGCGAAAACUGCCCUAAAUUUUUUUCUGAUCCAAGCAACCUUCAGAGGCACAUUAGAACCCAUCACGUUGGCGCCAGAUCACACGCUUGUCCCGAGUGCGGAAAAACAUUCCAAACUUCUUCUGGGUUGAAACAACACACACAUAUUCACAGCAGCGUAAAGCCUUUUCAGUGCGAGGUUUGCUUUAAGAGCUACACGCAGUUCUCGAAUCUUUGCCGUCAUAAACGCAUGCACGCCGAUUGCCGAAUGCAGAUUAAGUGUACUAAGUGCUCACAAACUUUCUCUACCUUGACAUCUCUAUCGAAGCACAAACAUUUUUGCGACAAAACUUUGCAAUCACCAUCAAUAUCAUCACCAACCCAAUUACCUUGUUCUCUUAUGGUAAAUAAUAAUCAAUUUCCAAUGUAUAGACCACCUUGCCCCUUACCUUUCUUUCCACCAAGUUUUCAAUACCCACAAAUGUUUUCACACUCAAACGCAGCUGCAUUUUUGAAUCCACUAUACUUUAACUCACUGUCAAAGUUAAAGAAGGAGCUUCCAGAACAAGUCCCAAUAAAGAAAAUUAAAUUGAGCCCAGAAAGAUUUUCACCGGUAAAAGAUAGAUUUACACCACCCCGGUUAAGUAACCCACCCGCAAAAGUUAGUCCACCCACGGCUGAAGAAGCUAACCUUACACCAUCACCAGCAAGGCCAAAUAUAUUGUCGCACCCUAGAGCAAAAUUAAUGGGUUUAGAAGAUGAAGAAUCAAUUAAAAUGGAUAAAAUGAGUAACGAUGAAGGAGAGCAACCUUUAGACUUAAGCUGCACUUGGAAAAAAUCUCCUGGGCUUGAGGAAAAACACCAGGAAGUUAAACAGGAAGUUUAUAAACCUCAAACGCCACCUGUAACUCCUAAAGAAGAAACCAUGGAAAUACAGGAUAAUGGAGAAGAAAUAAAAAGUCAGCUAGAUAAACUACCGAUUAACCCACCUAUGGCAUACCCACGACCAAUACACCCAAUGAUGUUAGAAAUGUACAGACCAAAUUUCCACAAUUACCAACCACAAAACAACGACAGAUUAUUCUCCCAUUUCAACCAUCGUUUUCAAUACAUGAACCCACUGCCACCCCAGAGGAACUUUGACCUGCUUCGACCGAACUUCACGAACGUCAAGCCUUUUCACGAUGUUAUCCAACAGCAAAGCCAGGGAAAAAUGAAGGAUAGAUACGCUUGUAAGUUUUGCGGCAAAGUGUUCCCGCGUUCUGCCAAUCUUACAAGGCAUUUAAGAACGCACACUGGCGAGCAACCGUACAAAUGCAGAUACUGUGAAAGAUCUUUCAGUAUUUCCAGUAACUUGCAGAGGCAUGUAAGGAAUAUUCACAACAAAGAGAAGCCUUUCAAAUGCCCGCUGUGCGAGAGAUGUUUUGGUCAGCAAACAAACCUAGAUAGGCACUUGAAAAAACAUGAAACUGACGAUGGGAAUGGAGGUGUGGCUGUGGCCGAUUCACCAGGGAGUAGCAAUGGAAACGAUAGAGAAGAUGCUUGUUUCGAUGAAAUACGGACUUUCAUGGAUAAAGUUACAUAUAACCGACCAGAGUUCUAUAACGAGUCGCGUGUAUAUACACCGUUAUCCUCUCAACAUGUUAUCGAUGUCGUUGGUAAAGAUGAUGAUGAAGAUACCGAAGUUGAUUCCGAAUCCGAGGUAUCUUCAAUAAAACAGCUUAAAACCCAUGAUGAAAUUUUGAACAACAACGAUCAUACAAUAGAGGUUUCUACUUAGUGAUAAUCUUUUUAACGCAAUUUCUCAAAGACUACUAUACCUGUGGUAAUCAAAAUAUAUAAUUAGUAAAUAGUUAUUUAUUGUAAAUAAUUCUUGUUUUCUUGGGUCUAUUAAUAUUUUGUAAAGUUCCUACACAAGUUUUGUCAAUUUUCUAAACAUUUUAAUGCACUUUUAAUCCCCUAUUGGCACAAUGUUUUCGAUUUUUAGUGAAUAGUUUCGUAAGGAAUUGUGUAUGUACAGAUUACUGUGUGACCAUAUAGCAGUUUGUAAAUAUUAGGUAAAACUUUGUUAAAAAUAUUAUAUAAGCAUGAUGUUUAAUUUGUUUAUAAUAUAUCGAAGGUAAUUUUGUUUGGAAAAGUCAAAUUGAACCAAAGUUAUUUUUUAAAAAUUGAUGUUUUGUACAAAAUUUAUUAUUUAAGUUCCAUAAUAUAUUAUUUUAUAAAAAUUCUUAAGUUUAGAGUGUUGAACGUACUAGUGCAUAGUUUAUUAAUAAUGGAGUUUUCUUUCAUCUAUAAAUGGUAUUAUAGAAUAACACCGCAAC
Brassicogethes aeneus is the source of this 3626-nucleotide messenger RNA. The record is from the annotation of a GenBank genome assembly. Lineage: Eukaryota; Metazoa; Arthropoda; Insecta; Coleoptera; Nitidulidae.